Messenger RNA from Ylistrum balloti, 4098 nucleotides. RefSeq lists its product as uncharacterized. The transcript has 7 exons. The coding region runs from base 52 to 3012 and encodes 986 amino acids. The record is from RefSeq and is a predicted model, not a curated record. Gene Ontology annotation, molecular function: NAD+ poly-ADP-ribosyltransferase activity. NCBI's taxonomy places the organism in Eukaryota, Metazoa, Mollusca, Bivalvia, Pectinida, Pectinidae.
UUUGACAGCGUUUAGGGUGUAGACGGGACGGAAUCAAGUGUUGGGGACACGAUGAAUUCCUCACCCGAUACACCAAUUCUUAUAAAUUCUGACGAAGAUGAAGAUGAUAGUGAUGUGGAAUUCAUUCACGAAGAAAAAAAUGAAGACUUGGAUGUGAUAUUUGUAUCACAAUCAACUACAACACUGGUCACUCCAAAAUGUGAUGAACAACAUACAGGAUGUGGUCAUGUAGUACCAUCUGUAUCAAAUCGCAGCAUGAGCAUAUCCAGCUCGCUGGGUAUGACUUUGACUAUAGAGGAUCGUGACCUCAACUCUCCCCUCGACCUGUCAUCUAAAAAAGGACCAAGUGAUUUCAGUGACAUCAGUGAGGCAAGUGAUGAUUCUGAUGAUGAUGAUGAUAGCAGUGCGAUUGAUGACCUAGAUGAGGAUGGCGAUGUGAUACAAAGUCUGGUAUCAGGAAGCAGUAAGGGUGUAGACAGGGGAGACUUGGGCUGUAGGCUGAGUGGAGGUGGUACUGGGGACAGUCUUAUGCAGCCCCUACAGGAUAGCAGUCUCCCUAGCAAUGGUGUCUCCUCCAUGGAUGUCAUGGAUAGCUCUGAUGUUACCAUGGCAGUGGUCAGUUCAUCAGAUACCAGCCUGCCUACAGCCAGGCAAGGAUGUGUCUUAUCUGUGCCCUCUCCACAUGUAACAGACUUGGACAUAAAACCACAUAUACCUCAUUACAAAUCUGAAAAACUGGAACCUUUUAUACAUGUGGGAGCUAAAACCAAGGAUGGAAUAAUACCAAAGGUCGCUCCUGUGUUGGCACGGCCCAAGGAUCUCCAGUCCACAUCCAAAGGUGUUAGCAAGGACGAGGAAACAUCUGGGGAUAUAUGGGACACUCUUAAAAAGGACUUAGACUUUUUAAAUGACACACCUUCAUGUCCGUCAGCACAAAGUUCACUUUCCUACCCAGGAGGAAAUGGACCAGGAACACUGAGUAUCUCCAAGAUACUGGACCCUACUCAUCCACCCUCCAAGUGCAUGAAUACAUCCACACAAUCAUCUAACAAUUUUUCCAUCUCAUCCAUACUAAAUUCCUCUGCCUCGACAGACUCCAGUCUCCGUUUGACUCAAGGUCACAUAAAGGACAAGGUCAAUACCAGUCAUUUACAUGUUUCCACUACACCAAAGUCCGACACUUCACCAUCGACUAGUAUGUCAGUGGAUGACCUUACCUACAGUAACACUAUAAAUAAACAGUUACCCCCAAAGAAGCAGCAACGAUGUAUGAGGCAGUUCAGCUGUCCUUCACUUCGCAAAGGAGGGGCUACAUCAGCUGUUACCUCAUCAAAGUCACAGAAUUCAUGCUUUGGCUGGGAAAAAUGUUCUUACUGUCAGGUCUCUCUCAUGGGUCUCAAAUCGUCACGGUGCCUACAAGGUCACGUGACCUGUGGCAUGUGCCUGGAGGAAAAGGUCAAACUAGUGCUAACAGGAAAAACUAAGGAAUCUCUACGUUGUGUACAGAGCGGUUGUGACAGUUACUACCCAAUGAGUGAGCUGAAACAGUCACUUCCAAACAUAGUGGUGGAGAUACUGGAGGACAAACUUGACAAUGACUACAUUGAUUACAUUGCCAAUAUGAUCCUGAAGAAUGCAGGGGCCUCUUCUCCUCCUUCCUCUAAUCCAGCUCCUUCCACUUCAUCAUCUACGUCAUCCCUUUCCUCCUCAGCUUCUUGCUCCAGUUCAUCUGUUCCCUCAACUUCAGCUGCCCCCAUGGUGAUGAUGGAUGACUCUAUGGGUGCCUCGACCAGCCAGCCAUUGAGAACACCUGAUGUCAAAGACACCAAUGAAACUGUAAGACCAGAGUUAUCAACCGAGAAAAAAGAACCUAUGAUGGAGGACUGUCCACCCAACUGGACACCAAUGGACAAACGCUCGAGCUAUUUUAUGGUCCCCCUUGAACCGGAGUCACAGGAAUAUGUUGAUGUUGCCCUGAAGUUCCACAAUUCAAUGAAGUUCCCAGCAGCUGAUAUCACCAAAAUCUUCAGAGUUCAGAAUCCGAUUCUCUGGAAAUACUACACAGUGAAGAGAACAGAGAUGAUUAUCGAGAAUGAUGGGUUGGACGUCCAGGAGAACAGUCUGUUUCAUGGCACUACAAGUUCUGUUUUGGAUGCCAUCUGUAAAAAAGGAUUUGACUGGAGAGUAUGUGGAAAAAAUGCAACAGUUUAUGGCCAAGGUUCAUACUUUGCUGUGAAUGCCUCCUACUCUCACAUGUAUACAGAUAAUGGCAAUGAAAAUCGUCGUCGUGGACGUGUUGUUACCUUGUUGUCUGGGAUGCCUCGCCCAAUGCCGGCCCAUGUGCCAUUCUUGUCGACACCCCCCUCCUCAAAUGUUCUUUCAACACAGAUUGGGUUUAGUCCAGCUGCGAUACAGGUGUACCAUCCACCAAAUCCUAUUUCCUCCAUUUCUACUGGAGCCAGUAAUGUCCCUCUCUCCAAUGUUGCCACACCCACUAAUUCUUCCAGCUCCUCUCACAUGGUAGCUCAGGGUCUAGUGGCGCCUCCUCCAGUGGACAAAGGAUCCAACAAUUCCAGUCAGGUACCGCAGCAACAAGCAGCUGCAUCAUCUGGCCAGCAGGCUCCUGGACCAAUCAGAAACCGACACAUCACUCACCAGCUCACCUCCAUAAGGAGACAACUUAAUGUGCUGCGUUCCAGUGUACAGCAACUGAGAAAUACAUCAAUACCCACCCAGAUUGGUCAGCCUGCACUGGGCAAUCCAGCAGACAUUCAGGCAUCAAAUAAAACUGUACAUAGAAUGUUUCUGGCUAAGGUGCUAGUGGGGAAAUAUACUGGUGGUCACAGUGGGCUGAGAAAACCUCCGCCAUUAUACCCAUGUACAGAUCCCUAUGGCAAGUGCUACGACUCUUGUGUUGACAACAUACACAACCCAAAAAUAUUUGUCAUAUUUGACACAGCCCAAGCCUACCCAUCUUACGUGCUGGAAUAUCAUUGUGAAGAUGGUCAGUGAGAAUCGUGGUAGUGUACCGGAGAGAGUGUAGUUAGUGUCAGAUUCACAUCUGUAGUGCUUUAAGGUUGUCCGCCAUGUUGAUACCAUUACCAUGGAAAUAUAUACAAACAGGAUGAAGACAUAUGACUGUUUAGGUUAAGAGAAGUAGUAUUAAAUGAGUUCUUAUAUCUUUGUAGUGGCUGUGAUUGUAUAUCAAGCAUUAAUUUAGUCAAAUUCACUUGUUAUAUUGAGAACAACCAUGGACACAUUUGCUACCUCUCGUUUGCUUGUUAAAAGUCUUAAGACACCAGUGCUGACUGUCAUGUCACUAAAUUAAUCAGUUUAACAGUCAUUCCUUACUUGUCACUGACUCGUAUUUAUAGUAUCGAUUGUAUACAUAUGUAUAGCAUAUGAGAGAGUUUGGCUAGUGUAACUGAUCGAACAUCAAGUAUCGACUGACGUGUCAUUGAAGUAUACAGGCUAGGUUAACUGAUAGUACAUCGAGUAUUGACUGACAUGUCACUGAAGUAUACAGGCUAGGUUAACUGAUAGUACAUCAAGUAUGGACUGACAUGUCACUGAAGUAUACAGGCUAGGUUAACUGAUAGUACAUCAAGUAUGGACUGACAUGUCACUGAAGUAUACAGGCUAGGUUAACUGAUAGUACAUCAAGUAUUGACUGACAUGUCACUGUAGUUUUCAGGCAGGGUUAACAGAUUGUACAUCAUGUGUCUACUAUGGUUUUUUGUUCUCUUUAUAAGGGAAGUCAAAACUUUUUCUUUAUGUAUGAGCAUCUGUACUUUAAAUAAGUAAUAUUCAAAAUAUUUUGUUGAAUUUUUCUUGCCCAUUUCAACAUUUUUUUUCUUAUGUAGGUGAUAUGAUUGUGAUGAUACCUAUAGAGAGUUCCCAGUAUAAAGUAUUACAGAAAUUGAUAUAUGUGCUCCUGAUCUAUAAAAUAUCUGAGACAAAGUAUUGGAAAACAAGACAUUGCAAUUGUUACAUUUAUGUGAUAAAUGUACAGAAGUAAUUUACAACUUGAUUAUGUUAUUUUAAUUUAUAGUAUUAACAAUUUGAGGUUCAGAAAAACAAUUGAACUGAAAUUUUUAG